Molecule: messenger RNA, 2852 nt
Organism: Anoplophora glabripennis (Asian longhorned beetle)
Lineage: Eukaryota; Metazoa; Arthropoda; Insecta; Coleoptera; Cerambycidae
Product: lysosomal alpha-glucosidase-like
Exons: 5
Coding region: 61-2640 (859 amino acids)
Biological process (GO): N-glycan processing; carbohydrate metabolic process
Molecular function (GO): alpha-glucosidase activity
Source: RefSeq, a predicted model, not a curated record
ACCAAUUCCAUCAAAUUAUGGUAGUGUGACAUUUUCUAAAAACCAUAUUAAGUGUCCCAAAUGAGUAACGAGAACGAAAAUGAACCAACUACAUUUAUACAACAGCACAGGGAUGACUAUGAAGACGAUGGAAAAUUUAAAAAGAAGGUGACCCUAAGGACCAUACUCUGCAACAAAACCGUAAAAGGAUGGAUAUUUCUAACGAUAUUUGCAGCCAGUGUUCCCAUCUUAGUGUACUAUUUUGUUAUAGACCAAGGUACGUACGACGAUGAUGACUCAUAUACAUGUUUAGUACAAGAAAACUUUAGAGUACCUUGUGGGAAAUUUAACAUUACCAGAAAUGAAUGCGAAAGUGUCCAGUGCUGUUACGAUAGAUCUACUCAGAUUUGUUAUCACUAUUUGCCAUCUAGAUAUUCCUAUGAUAUCGAUGAAGAAACUGAAACAUAUAUGGCCUCACAGAGUACAACUCCCUUCGGUACAGAUUCUUUACAAAAAUUAAAAAUGUCUAUUAAUGAAAUAGAUGAAAAUAAAGUCAGCGUGGUAUUAUUUCAAGAUGAAGUAAAUGUUGAGGAUCACUAUCUAGACACAGAAAAAAAUUACAAAGUUAAUCUGGUUAAAGAAAAGCUUAUGGUCGAGGUUUAUAGAACUAACAACGAUCUUUUACUGACAACUGCAAAGGGACCCUUGAUAGCAUCAGAUACUUAUUGGGAGUGGUCAUUCUACCUAACAAAUCAUUCCCUAUUUGGUUUAAACAAAACUCUUAUUAGUGUGCCAGUGAACACAACUUUUACCAAAGUUCUAUAUAAAAACGAUAUAGAUCACUCCUCGCUACCUGUCCUUUGGGCGUACGGUAACAAGAAAUUUCAUGGUGUGAUUAUUAAACACGAUGGUCCAUUAGAGAUUACUAUAUUGCCUUCAAAUUUGGUAAUUUUGAGAAGUUUGACUGGAGAUUCACUUGAACUAGAAUUAUCAGUGGGACCUACACCGAAGUUUCUUCAUGACCAACAGACACAAAAUGUUACGCUUCCUCCUCUUUGGGCCCUACAAACACACAUGUGCAGGAGAGGAAGUAAUACAAAUUUAACCGAAUUACUGGCAGAUUAUAGUUUAGACAGCCAAGUAAAUAGUGACUGUAUACAUGAAAAUUUGGUAAUGGGUAUUAUGAAGGAUAAUAACAUGAAUAAGGAUAAUCUUAGAAGUAUCGUCAAAAACAUUAAAGAACAGGGAGCCCAGUUCUUAUUAUCUGUCCCACCUCAUGUGUUGCAGAAUUACGAGGCGUUGUACAAUAAAUCAGUCGAUUUGGAUAUUCUCUACAAAUAUAAUAGCUCAAUUUACACAGGAAAAUACUUGAAUGAAAUUGUAGCAUACCCUGAUUACGAUAAUUCACAGAUUCAAAAUUAUCUAAAUGAAUUUUCUAACCUACUUAGUACGUAUAUAGACCUUGAGGAUAUUGACGGAUUCGUUCUACACGACAAUUGGCCUGUUCACGAAAAUUAUUCUAUGAACAGCACACAUUUCCCGUAUCUUUCACAGGAAUUACGAGACGCUAUGUCAAAUACUCUACCAUGGAACACAACAAGUAAUGGAUCCACACUCCAUAUUAACAACCAUAACGCUUAUGGCACCUCCCAGAUGUUAAGCUUCCAAAACUAUUUCAAAAACAUUUCUAUUAUCAUGUCCGCAUCACUGACUUUCGAACAAACUGUACCCUCGAUGAUUCAAAACGUCAACGCUUCCUGGACUGACCUUCAACUGCAGACAGAUAACAUGUUGUUUAUGAGCAUUUUUGGAAACCAUCUAGUUAACUUGCCCGUGUGUGGAGACACGACCUUCUUUAGAAGUUCUUUGCAAGAAACUUUAUGUUUGCGAUGGUAUUUAAUAGCUGCAACUAUGCCGAUGUUUAAAAUUUCGUCAUUAGAACCAUGGAGAGAUCCUAGUAAUUUGAACUCUGUGUUUGCUCAAAACACAGCUUCGAGCACAAUUGAGCUUAGGAACAGAUUGCUUCCUUAUUACUACACCAUAUUGAACAGAAAUGAACCUGUCAUCAGACCAAUGUUUUACGAUUAUUAUGAAAAUGAGACCACAUUUUCUUUGAACAACCAGUACAUGAUAGGAGAAAGUAUAUUAGUUGCCCAUCCUUUUUCCACCGGCAGGAAUAGACUGCAGGUUUAUUUGCCAAGUCGCAUUGAAAUAUGGUAUGAACUUUGGGGCGGUCGUAUGUACAAUUCUACGAAAAAUGCAUGGACGGACUUUGAUAUAGUAGAAACAGAUUUCAUUGCUUUUAUCUCACAAGGCAAUAUUUUACCAAUUAAGGAAGAAAAUAAUUUGGACCUAAUCAUUGCUCUGAACUGUACUACAAAACCUUGCGAAGGAAAAGGAACAUUGCUCGACUCUAAUUAUAUAACUUUUCAAUCAAACGAAACAGCUUUAACUAUCAGUGAUAUUCCCAAAGAUAAUUGUAAUUACACAUUGGGAAGCAUAAAAUUAUAUUAUUAUGAAGAUGAUAUUAGUACUAGCAAGCACAUAGUCAAAGACGAGGAUUUGUGUACUGAUGAAGUUAACGUAACGAUACUUUUUAAUGAAUUAAUGACAACUGAUAACUGGAGUGAUGCUAUAUAUACAACACGCGCGCUCUUAUAAAACAAAAUUAUACUUGUAACGUCAGAAAUAAUAGACAUGAAACGCUACUGACUGGUUGAACUGAUGAAGUCAUGCAAACCAUUAUUUUUUAGAGCGCGCUCGCUGUAUGGGUGCUUUUUUCUAUUUAUAUUUUAUAACAUAUAAUAUUAAGUAUAACAUAUUUUAGCUAAUUGCAGUUUUACUUCUUAAAAAAAUAUAUUUUUUUAGACAAA